CCUCAUUGACGUCCCAUGUCCCUCACUGAUGCCCCACGUCCUCACCUUUGUCCCGUGUCCCCUCCAUCCCUGCAGCACCAGGACUUCGCCGAGGUCUUCAUGCACCAGGCGAUCCACACCAUCGAGUACUGCCUGGGCUGCGUCUCCAACACCGCAUCCUACCUGCGGCUCUGGGCGCUCAGCCUGGCCCAUGCCCAGCUCUCGGAGGUGCUCUGGUCCAUGGUGAUGCGCAACGGCUUCGUGCGCCUGAGCUACGCCGGCGGCGCCGUGCUGGUACCCGUGUUCGCCGCCUUCGCCGUGCUCACCGUGGCCAUCCUGCUGGUGAUGGAGGGGCUCUCCGCCUUCCUGCACGCCCUGCGCCUGCACUGGGUGGAAUUCCAGAACAAGUUCUAUGUGGGUGCUGGGUACAAGCUCUGCCCCUUCGCCUUCGCGCCCGCCUCUUGGCAGUAACCGUGUGGAUGCUGGAGGGUUGGAGCCAGAGCCUUGCCCCACUGAUGGGAGCUUGGUUGGGGGGUGCCCCCCAAACCCCCAGGGUUGGGAGGGGGCGGCUGGGGGUCUGGCUGCAGCCUCCCAUCCCUUGCUUGCAGUGAAUAAAGCCCCGUGGCUGGUCCCCA
This is a messenger RNA of Neopsephotus bourkii (Bourke's parrot), 614 nucleotides long. Its product is annotated as V-type proton ATPase 116 kDa subunit a 3-like. Gene Ontology annotation, biological process: proton transmembrane transport; vacuolar acidification. Lineage: Eukaryota; Metazoa; Chordata; Aves; Psittaciformes; Psittacidae. The transcript is spliced from 3 exons. The record is from RefSeq and is a predicted model, not a curated record. Gene Ontology annotation, cellular component: proton-transporting V-type ATPase, V0 domain; plasma membrane; vacuolar proton-transporting V-type ATPase complex. The coding region runs from base 16 to 450 and encodes 144 amino acids. Gene Ontology annotation, molecular function: proton-transporting ATPase activity, rotational mechanism; ATPase binding.